Trematosphaeria pertusa is the source of this 2294-nucleotide messenger RNA. RefSeq lists its product as uncharacterized. Lineage: Eukaryota; Fungi; Ascomycota; Dothideomycetes; Pleosporales; Trematosphaeriaceae. The record is from RefSeq and is a predicted model, not a curated record. The coding region runs from base 193 to 2190 and encodes 665 amino acids. The transcript has 3 exons.
CUGCGGUAUAUGAUGGCAAUCGCCUCCUGUUCCCUUUUCGGUCCUUUCCGCCGGUCAUCACAUGGAGCUUACCUCCUUGUUGUGAUUCCCGUCCCUGCUCCUGGCUGUUCACGAUCUGGGGCAGAGGCACGUUUCCACCAGCUUUUGUCGCCUUUUCCCAAUUGUUGAUCGUGCAAGACGGCUCUCUGAAGCAUGGCACACAAUGGCCCCCAGAGCCUUUCGCCUUUCGACGACUCUGCGUACCAUGCGGAAAACCGACUCUUGUCGCCGUUUGAUGAUUCCGGGUACUCCCAUUAUCGUGAUGAUGGCCAGCCAAAUGGUCCUCCUGGAUCGCCCAUCCAAGCCCCAAUGCCUAUUUGGCAUCCGCAUUUCGACCGUAUCAUGCCUCGCCCCCAUCGUGCACGAUCAAACUCUCUCGCCACCACCAGCACCAGUACACUCACUCGAGGCUCCUUCGAUCGCUAUGCUAUGAGCAACACACCUAGUGUCUUAGGCAAGCGAUUGUUCGACAAUUCGGAUCGGGAGCAGACGGCAAGGAAGAUACAGCGGUACGAUGAAGAACCCAAUACAUUUGCUGCGCCCUUCAGUCGACUGGCGGCUCCCAUUCCUUCGUACACGUCUCCUCGAGAUUAUUCCACUAUCUCCGCAGGCCAGGUUCGACACGGCCGAAGCUACAGAGAUGUCUACAAUUCUGUCGAAAGUUAUCAAGCAUGCAGCCCCCCGAGCCCUACCGGAUUCAGCAUUUCCGCCCCAACGAAUAGCACUGACUUCGGUGAUCAUGAUGGACCACCGUUUCCUAGAAACCAGUCCGCACACGGAAGAAGUCACAGUGAUCCAGCGGCACACCUGGAUGGAGGACAGGCUACAUUUUCCGGUUAUCCACGUGGACCAGGGGAGUAUAGCAGCAAUAUUGUUGCCAGCAGACCACCGGCUCCAUUCUCCGGCCCCUCUACUCUUCCGAGUCCUACUGGAUUCAGCAUUGAUAUGCCGGCUUCAGUACCUCGCAACCAGCUUCACCAUCAAGGAGGCACCGGGCCAUCUUUGACUCCAACCACUUCGCGACACAAUCAGUUCGAUAACUUGGCUACGCCGCCAGAAACGGCACGCACACGCGAUGGCCGAUUCCAUAGCGUUCUAGACGGAGAGCCACAUGAUGAUGUCAACGCCGAAGGCGAGGAUGCGGAUGUGGGCCUUGAUAAUGCCGGAGGAGACGAGCGAUUUCAAGUCAACACCAUUUUGGACCAGCUUGUUGGCUUGGUCCGCAUGCCGCCAACCGAGAUCGAACAGGUUCAAGUCCGUGCUGGUCAACUUUACGGCAUGACCGAUUUUGCCGCCGAUGCUGCUACAAUCCGCGCCCUUGAGAAGCUGCUUAAGUCUUGGCGUGGUCCACCUAAGCCGCCCAACUCCGACUAUUUCUACAAGCGCAUGCUCAAACUCAAGCCCAACAGCCUGCCCAAGCUCGACGCCUUCACCAAAUCCCUCAUCGCCAACCCUACCCUCGACACCCUCCUCUCCAACCAGCUCGAUCUGAAUACCAACAUUCCCAUCAACAGCAAGACGUCCGUCGAUCUCGCUAACGCUGCCUACCUCAACACGGUGGUCACCCUUAUCAGCAAGACUGACACGCUUGACUGCCAGGCCAGCAUCGUCCGCAUGCUGCUCUGCCUCUUUCUGUACAUCGCGCAGCAUCCCAAUCCCGCUGAGUGGGUCAGCGAGGCGCGGCUCCGCAUGGCAACGGUCGACGAGCGCGUCGGUGAGCAUCUGUGGGAUAAGUACAUGGUGCUCCUCAAAGACCACAAGAAGCGAACCAAGUCUGCGGUGAGCAUCAUGCCGAAGACAAAGUUCCUCGACCAGGUCAAGACCACGGUGGACCAUGGCUCCAAGUACGCCUUCAUCGCGCGCCACACGUCGCUGGGCACGCUCGUCUACCUACUACUCGACGGCGCUGUGGCACCGCACAAGUUGAAGCAGUGCUCCAAGGGUGGCGAGGCGUCGGGCGCGUCGAAGGACGCCUUUCGCCAUUUGAAGAAGAGUGGCGUUGUGGACAAGGCGGAAAAGCUGAAUCGUGCACUGCAUGGCUUGCUGUGGGAGUUGGUGGGCAAGUUUAAUGAGACAACGACCAUAGAGGAGGUUGCGGCAGAGGUGGGGGUUGAGGAGGGAGGAUGGGUCAAGUUUCCGGGAUUGGGAUGAAGAGUGGCGGGAUGGUGAUAAUGUACGCUGAUGAUGGAUGCUGAUGAUGGACGACGUUGAUGGACGCUGAUGAUGGACGACAUCCAUGGACGACUCAUGAUAGA